AUGCCAGACCUCUCCGGGAAGGUCAUCUUCGUAACUGGCGGAACAGCCGGCCUCGGGGCCGCGACGGUACUCCAUCUAGCGAAACACACUCAUCCGCCCGCACACAUCUACAUCAGCGGACGGAACGCCCAGCGCGCCGACGACCUCAUCAAACAAGUAUCGGCUUCCAACUCGGCCACACGCCUCUCGUUCGUCCCCUGCGACCUGGCAUCCCUCGCCUCCGUCAACGAAGCAGCAGAAGCAGUCCUCCGGCGAUCGUCCCGACUCGACAUCCUCAUGUGCAACGCAGGCAUCAUGGCACAGCCGCCGUCGCUGACCAAAGACGGCUACGAGGUGCAAUUCGGGACCAACCAUCUCGGCCACGCCCUGCUGAUCCGACGCUGUCUGCCGCUCCUGCAGCGCACCGCCGAGGAAUCUUCCGACGCACGCAUCGUCAUCCUCUCCUCGUUAGCCUUCCGGGGCCACCCCCACGGCGGGAUUGUCUUCUCGGACCUCAAAACCGUCCAGCAUUUCACCGCCUGCGCCCUCGGCCCCUGGAUCCGCUACGGGCAGAGCAAGCUCGCCAAUCUCCUGUACGCGCGAGAGCUCGCCCGGCGGUACCCCGCCAUCACCUGUGUGUCCAUCCACCCCGGUGUGGUGAGCACGGGGCUGGUGGAGAACCAGACCCGGGGGAACCGGGCGUUUAUCUAUGUGACGAAUAUUGGUCAGUUGAUGAAGCCGGAGGAGGGUGCGUAUAACCAGCUUUGGGCGGCGACGGCGCGGAAAGAGGAGUUGGUGAACGGGGGGUUUUAUGAGCCGGUGGGGGUUCUGGGGAAGCUGCAUAGGGCGGCAGGCGAUGAUGCUUUGGCGGAGAAGUUGUGGGAGUGGACGGAGGGGGCUUUAGGGGAGUAUCUCGAGGUCGUCUGA
This is a messenger RNA of Aspergillus fumigatus Af293, 906 nucleotides long. RefSeq names its product oxidoreductase, short-chain dehydrogenase/reductase family. Lineage: Eukaryota; Fungi; Ascomycota; Eurotiomycetes; Eurotiales; Aspergillaceae. The record is from RefSeq and is a predicted model, not a curated record.